Marmota monax (woodchuck) is the source of this 950-nucleotide messenger RNA. Its product is annotated as mediator of RNA polymerase II transcription subunit 7. Gene Ontology annotation, cellular component: mediator complex. Lineage: Eukaryota; Metazoa; Chordata; Mammalia; Rodentia; Sciuridae. Gene Ontology annotation, biological process: regulation of transcription by RNA polymerase II. Bases 35 to 736 code for a protein of 233 amino acids. The record is from RefSeq and is a predicted model, not a curated record. The transcript has a single exon. Gene Ontology annotation, molecular function: transcription coregulator activity.
GUAAACCAAGAGCUGAAGUUCUUGAUCUUUCACAAUGGGUGAACCACAACAAGUGAGUGCACUUCCACCACCUCCGAUGCAGUACAUCAAGGAAUAUACAGAUGAAAAUAUUCAGGAGGGCUUAGCUCCCAAGCCACCUCCUCCAAUUAAAGACAGUUAUAUGAUGUUUGGCAACCAGUUCCAGUGUGAUGACCUUAUCAUCCGCCCUUUGGAAAGUCAGGGCAUUGAACGCCUUCAUCCUAUGCAGUUUGAUCACAAGAAGGAACUGAGAAAACUCAAUAUGUCUAUCCUUAUUAAUUUCUUGGACCUUUUAGAUAUCUUGAUAAGGAGCCCUGGGAGUAUAAAACGGGAAGAGAAGCUAGAAGAUCUUAAACUGCUAUUUGUACAUGUGCAUCAUCUUAUAAAUGAAUAUCGACCCCACCAAGCAAGAGAGACCUUGAGAGUCAUGAUGGAGGUCCAGAAACGUCAACGGCUUGAAACAGCUGAGAGGUUUCAGAAGCACCUGGAACGAGUAAUUGAGAUGAUUCAAAAUUGUUUGGCUUCCUUGCCUGAUGAUUUACCUCAUUCUGAAGCAGGAAUGAGAGUAAAAACUGAGCCAAUGGAUGCUGAUGAUAGCAAUAAUUGUACUGGACAGAAUGAACAACAGAGAGAAAAUUCAGUUCAUAGAAGGGACCAGAUUAUAGAGAAAGAUGCUGCUUUGUGUGUUCUAAUUGACGAAAUGAAUGAAAGACCAUGAAGGGUAUUUUUCUUCUUUUUUUAUUUUGUUAAAUAGCAUCAUAUAUUCCUCUCUUUUGGACAGUCUUAAAACAGGUAUAACUAAAAUAUAAAGGAAUUUGUUUUUCUUGACUCCAGUUUUUCAAUGAUGAGAUGCCAUAGGCAGAAUUUCACUGUGUAACAAGCGUAGGUGAAUGAGUACACCUGUAUUAAAAAUAAUCACCUUAAAAUGCAAA